CCUUCGAUUCGAUGACUAUAAUUCAGUGGAUUUAUUUCUAAUUCACUUUCAUCAUUCUUAUUACAUUCAGUGCUCAACAUUACGGAUUAGAUACAGCUAGUAACUUGUUAUAUAACAAAAUUGCGUAUCGGGAAUAAUUUAAAAUAUUUAUUUAUUACUUAUGUUUACUUUCAAUUUGUGAUAUUUAUCAGUGUGAUAAGAAUGUAGACAUACAGUUAUCGUUCAAUGUAGGGCAAAAUAUCUCCUUAAAGUGAAAAGAUGUAUCGUUUUUACUGUUUCUGAAGUACUGUAGGAGUUGAAGGCGCCAAGAUGCACAUGUGGAUGUGGUUCGGCUAUGACGUCGGCGAUCUGCUGUUCGCUGGGCUCACCAUCAACACGAGAUGGAGCUUUGCUCUCACAUGGAUCGUGCUGUUCUUCGUCGCGCUGCUAUUUGAGGCGUCCAAGGUAUAUUUAGCGAGGGUGCAGCGGGAAGCCCACAAGAAGCUGUUCCCUUACAGAUCGGAUGAGAGAAGAAACUUGCUAUGUGAACGGGAACAAGGUAACCCUAUGGAGCCGACGACGAGCAGAAACACGAGCACGGGACAGGUCAGCCGCUGGUCUUCAUUCCAAGUGAGGACGCUAGUGAACUUGCACCAGACCACAGUGUUCCUGGUGCACAAUAUAGUGGGCUACCUGCUCAUGCUGGUGGUCAUGGUGUACAACGUGCAUCUCAUGCUCGCUGUCGUAUUUGGCAUGAUGCUGGGUUAUUUCCUUUUCGGGACCAAGUUGACUCUUCUACAGAUGCAAUGUUUCGGCACCAAGCGGAUGGUCAUUUGUACUCCGGAGUGUGAUGAUACAGCGGAGAGCUCCACCCCGCCGCUUCUAACGUCCACACACAGCACGGAGUCGGACAUUUUCAUUUGCCAAACGCGCACCUGCAUACAGCCCUCACACUACUUCCCCGCGAGCACGUCCACGGAACAAAACCCCACGUGCUAUUAUGGCGCCAAAAGAUGCCCGUCAAAAGUGGCCAGAGCGAAAAAAUCACAAGCGUCAACUUCGCACUGUCGUCACGAAAAUGAAAAAGAAGACAGCCCUGGCGUGGAAGACGCGCAGCUUCUCAGAACUGAACGCCAGGGCUGCUGCAAAAAGAAACAAGAGACGCCGCCAGAAGAGAAAUGUUGCAAGUCUAGUCAAGAUACAAAAGUUGUUGUUCAUGAGAGAAAUGAUGAGGACGGUUCGGAAAGUGCAGUUCUGAGAGAGGAUAGUCCUCAAAUCACGUGCUGCCAUAAUGUUAAACCAACCGCCAGUGAGAGUCAAGAAGAAAUUAUGAAAGUGUGAUCAUUUUCACCAUGUGAUGCAUUGUUGUAUAUUUAAUUGAAUCGAAUUUAGUAUGUUUAUUGUUAAUAAUAAAAAGACUUGUGUGUGGACUCUAUGGUCGCUCAUGUGUAGUGUAAAAACCAAUAUUGGUGCUUAUAAAAAAAUAGAUUAUUUAUUUAAUUUUGUUUCACUCUUGUUUUGUGCCAAAUAUUUUUUAUCUCUAUUCGAAAUACGUAAUUAUAGGAUAGUUAUUGAAUACUAAAUUUAUUUUUUCAUAAGAA
Molecule: messenger RNA, 1580 nt
Organism: Colias croceus (clouded yellow)
Lineage: Eukaryota; Metazoa; Arthropoda; Insecta; Lepidoptera; Pieridae
Exons: 7
Coding region: 310-1320 (336 amino acids)
Biological process (GO): copper ion transmembrane transport
Cellular component (GO): membrane
Molecular function (GO): copper ion transmembrane transporter activity
Source: RefSeq, a predicted model, not a curated record